Messenger RNA from Drosophila nasuta, 1195 nucleotides. RefSeq names its product fas apoptotic inhibitory molecule 1. Lineage: Eukaryota; Metazoa; Arthropoda; Insecta; Diptera; Drosophilidae. The record is from RefSeq and is a predicted model, not a curated record. Bases 416 to 1111 code for a protein of 231 amino acids. Gene Ontology annotation, biological process: negative regulation of extrinsic apoptotic signaling pathway via death domain receptors. The transcript has 4 exons.
UGUGUUGUUUAGUGUGCCAUUGACGCUGAAUGCUGACGGUUCGUCGUCGUCGUAGUUGCUGUCGUUGUCGUUGGCGUCGCAUUUCCGUUGCCGUUAAAACGCGUCGCUAUAUAUGUAUCAUAUAUAAAUAAAAUAAAAUACAUGAAGCGUGUGAAUUGGGCUUAAAUCAAAGGUGUCUCUGUCAAUGGUGUUAAAUGCGAAUGUUAAUGAGAUUAAACACUGCGUUCUUUUCUAUUACCAUCAUUUGUGCUGAUUUCUAGUUUUUCUAGUACUCACAUUUCACUGUUGCAUUGUGUAAUCUGAUAAUCUGAAACGCCGAACGCGCCGCGUUCGCUGUUGCAUUUUUAAUGCAAUAACUAAAUUGCUAUUUACCGCAAUCGAUUUUCAUUGGCGGCCACCUGACGGCAAGCGAGCAAUGUCCUUUCUCUCGCCUCUGCUGCGCCUAGAGAACUUGUCCACGGAGCCUAUCAUGAGUCUGGAUCAUGUGCCCGAGGCUCAGCGCUACAACAAAGACAACAUUGUCGCCCAAUGGUGUGCUCCCAUCAAUGGCAAGAUGUAUCGCAUCGAACUGGAACACGGAACCACCAGUGGACGUCGCAUGAUUUGGGUCAAUGGUCGGGAGGUGCUCCGUCGUGAUUGGAUGUUCAAGCUGGUGGGCGAGGAUACGUUCAGCAUUGAACAGGCGCGCUGCAUUAUACGAGUGGAUCCUGCACCGGGUUUCAAGUACGAGUAUUUACUCUACAUAGAUGGAAAACCACAUGCCCAGUACACCGAGGAACUGACGCGUCAGUAUCGCCUUUGGCUGUACACUUGUGGCUCGAGUCAAACGGACGAAGCGGAUGCGCCUCAGGAAUAUCGCAUAAUGCUCAAGCUGGACACACUCAGUCUGUAUGUGAACGAUGAACUGCGUGAGGAGACGGCUGCAUUCGUGCACGGAGGCACGGACACGAGCUUUGUGCUCAACGAGACCAAGUUUGUGCUGCAAGCGCGAUCGAGUGGCAACAAGCAUGACGGGAUUGUGCACACACUGCUGGCCAAUGAUGAGUUGGUGCCCGAGGCAAAGAUUCAACAGAUUAUGCAGGAACCCGUCUCUAUAUUGCAGACGAACUGAACAAAGCGGACACAUUUGCAUUUGUUACUCAGAAUAUUAUUAGCAUAGAUUCUUAAUAAAAAACGGAAAACAUUUAAUAUAAAA